Molecule: messenger RNA, 2185 nt
Organism: Eurytemora carolleeae
Lineage: Eukaryota; Metazoa; Arthropoda; Copepoda; Calanoida; Temoridae
Product: vang-like protein 1
Exons: 20
Coding region: 186-1952 (588 amino acids)
Biological process (GO): multicellular organism development; Wnt signaling pathway, planar cell polarity pathway; establishment of planar polarity
Cellular component (GO): plasma membrane
Source: RefSeq, a predicted model, not a curated record
AUAGAGUAAUUAACAUUUCAGAGAAAUGUAAAUCACACCUAAGAACCUGAUUGAGACGAACCACGAAAAUCCUCGAAAAAGUCAGAAAGCUUGGAAUAUUUCAAAGAUCUGGGAACUAAUCGAUAAAACCUCAAGGAUCAACAGAAACAAGAAGGGCAGUUCCUGUAGCAUGAAUCAGGCCUGUAAUGCCCUACCUUCUGACCUCUACGCCUGGUAAUCCAACCAACUGGGUUAAAAUGGAAACUGAAAGCAUUCUUUCAGGACACUCUGUGAAGAGUUCAAGAUCCAACUAUGGGAGACUGAAUCCAACGACAACGCUUCCUGCCAAAUCUAAUUUAUCCGUCAGCAACUUCCCUAACCUACCUCCUCUACCUCCUGUUCCAGGAAACCUCACAUCCUUAUCCAACUACUCUCUCAGCAGGAAUAUAAAUAAUCUGAACUCGGUGAAUAAUUAUCAUCAGUUUACUCCGUUUAAUAACUCGAACAUACAGCAGUCCCCCUACCAUGCCUCUGUUGUAUCAGUUCCUAUGCAGUCCAGAUAUCAUAACACCCAGGUGAAUAUCCUUCCUACUGUUGAUGAUUGGGCAGAUAAUACAACUGCUCUGAGUGGAAUGUCUGAUGUUGAACUGGAAACCUCUCUACCAAACAGAGGAUUACUAGAAUAUCAGUCAAGCCUAGGAUUUCAGGUUCAGAGAUUCGCCGGACACUACAUCACCAUAUUCCUCUCCAUUCUCUCAUUUAUCUCUCCAAUACUUAUGCUUAUCCUUCCACAGUUCUCCAUAUUCAACCUUAGGAAUUCUCAGUUGAAAUGUGAUGUUGAAUGUGAUGGAUUCCUAAUAUCUUUUACCUUUAAACUACUAUGUCUAUCUAUAGGUUCCUGGGCUGUAUUCUAUAGGAAACCUAAAUCUACGAUGCCUAGAUUGUUGUUGUUUCGUGGACUGGUUUGUUUAUUAAUGUUCGUUCUGUGCUUAGCUUUCUGGCUCUUCUAUGGUGUUAGGAUAAUGGAAGAGCGAAGAAAAGUGCAAUAUGCUGAUAUAGUUCGGUAUUCUGGCAGUUACCUAGACAGUCUCCUGGUUCUUCACUAUCUUGCACUUCUCCUUGUCGAGCUCAGACAUAACCAAACCACAUACCUUCUCAGGGUAGUAAGGAGUCCUGAUGGUGAGAGUGGCGGAUAUCCCUUGGGACAAAUGUCCAUUCAACAAGCAGCAUCUACAGUUCUAGACAGGUAUAUAUAUAUACACAUUCAACAAGCAGGUAUCAGGGAUAACCGUGAGUAUGGAGGUAGAUCUGAGUAUGUUGCAAGGGAUAAUUAUAAGUUCUAUGAUGUAGAUGGGUUCGGAAAUUAUCAUGAUAAGGACUCUCGUGUCAGUUCUCCCGGGUUCAGAAGCAGGAAGGAUUUCGGACACAAUGAUCUCUUCUACGAGGAAUAUGAAUACGAGAGAAGAUUAAAAAAGCGGCGAGCUAGACUUAUUACUGCAACUGAGGAAGCUUUCUCCCACAUCAAACGUGUCAAUACCGAUAGUGUUAAGGGACCAAGUACUCCAAUGGACUCGUAUGAAGCUGCUCAGACUAUAUUUCCUUCUAUUGUCCGUCCUCUUCAGAAAUAUCUGAGAAUAACCCGUCAGCAGCCCCGGCACACAAUGGACUCCAUCCUGACCCACCUUGCCACCACCAUCACCUACGAUAUGGCGCCCAAAGCCUUCCUUGAGAAAUACCUCAUCACCAGACCUGUUUUACAAAAUGAACGAGAACAAUGUGAAAUCCAGUCCUGGUCUCUAGUCUCUGAAGUUAUGGUUUCAAGGGGUGUUGAGGGUGGAACUGUAUUUCUCCUCCGCCAGGGUGAAAUCUCCCUUCUUUGUGAAGUUCUUCCCCUACCUCACUACAGCAUUACGGAGACAGUUCAUAAUCCAGGAAUGGAUAAAUUUAUUAUAAACAGGGAUAAUAAUGUCUAGGAGGCUCUUAACCAAAUCCCUCUUCCAUUCUUGUUGUAACUGUGUUCUAAUACCAACCUUACUUUUGUACCCAAGUUGUCUUCAUCCAACCCCUUUUCUUUAUUGAAUACUUUUUCAUCACGCGUAACUAAUAUACAUCUAAAUAUGUCCUCCAAGGACAAAAAACACCGUGCCAUAUUCUUCCAAUCAUUCAAUUAUAACUGCCCGCCCCCCCUCUUCCCCCUUCUCAGUCA